This is a messenger RNA of Capronia coronata CBS 617.96, 1581 nucleotides long. RefSeq names its product signal recognition particle protein. Gene Ontology annotation, biological process: SRP-dependent cotranslational protein targeting to membrane, translocation; SRP-dependent cotranslational protein targeting to membrane. The transcript is spliced from 2 exons. Bases 1 to 1581 code for a protein of 526 amino acids. Gene Ontology annotation, cellular component: cytosol; signal recognition particle, endoplasmic reticulum targeting. The record is from RefSeq and is a predicted model, not a curated record. Lineage: Eukaryota; Fungi; Ascomycota; Eurotiomycetes; Chaetothyriales; Herpotrichiellaceae. Gene Ontology annotation, molecular function: GTP binding; ATP hydrolysis activity; 7S RNA binding.
AUGGUGCUCUCGGACCUGGGCCGGCGCAUCAACGCCGCCGUGUCCAACCUCAACCGGGAACCCAACCUCGACGAGAAAGCCUUCGAUGCCAUGAUCAAGGAGAUAUGCUCGGCCCUUCUCUCCGCAGACGUGAACGUUCGGCUGGUGAGGAACCUACGGAAAUCAAUACAAAGCACAGUCAACUUCAAGGAAUUACCACCGCACACGAGUAACAACAGCAAGAAGCGACUGAUUCAGCAGGCCGUGUUUGAUCAUCUCGUCCAACUUGUUGACCCUCAUGCCGAACCAUACAAACCGAAGAAGGGCAGGCCAAAUGUCAUCAUGUUUGUCGGCCUUCAGGGCGCUGGAAAAACAACGUCGUGUACAAAACUGGCUAGAUACUAUGCGCAGCGAGGAUUCAAAGCAUGCUUAGUCUGCGCAGAUACAUUCCGGGCUGGUGCAUAUGAUCAGUUGAAGCAGAAUGCCACGAAGGCGAAGAUACCAUACUACGGGUCGUUGACGCAGACGGACCCGGCGGUUGUUGCAGCGGAGGGUGUGGCUCGGUUCAAGAAAGAGAAGUUUGAGAUCAUUAUCGUCGAUACCUCUGGUCGACACAAGCAGGAAGAAGACUUGUUCGCCGAGAUGGUGCAAGUCCAAAAGGCUAUUAAGCCGGAUCAGACCAUCAUGGUACUCGACGGCACAAUCGGCCAAGCAGCAGAAGCGCAGUCGUCCGCAUUCAAGCAAGCAGCAGAUUUCGGUGCCAUUAUCAUUACGAAGACCGACGGUGGGGCCGCAGGAGGCGGUGCGAUAUCAGCAGUUGCGGCUACGCAUACCCCGAUCAUUUUCCUCGGAACUGGUGAACACAUGAUGGACCUGGAAAGAUUCGCGCCGAAACCAUUCAUCUCGAAACUCCUUGGCUACGGCGACAUGUCUGGAUUGAUCGAACAAAUCCAAACAAUUACGAGGGAGUCCGCUGGGAUGAAAGAGACACAAAAACAUUUGGCCGAGGGUAUCUUUACACUUCGAGAUAUGAAAGAACAAAUCACCAAUAUUAUGAAGAUGGGCCCACUUUCGAGGGUCGCCGGGAUGAUUCCUGGUCUUGGAAGUAUGAUGCAAGGUAUGAGUGAUGAAGACGGGACGGAGAAGCUGAAACGAAUGGUCUACAUCUACGACAGCAUGACUGCAAAAGAGCUCGACUCGGACGGCAAGAUUCUGAUCUCCCAGCCUACGAGGAUGGUGCGAAUAGCUUGCGGCUCCGGAACCAGCGUACGAGAUGUGGAAGAACUCCUCACGCAACACAAAGUUAUGGCUUCUUUGGCCAAGAAUAUGGGCGCCCAGAAGAAGAACAUGCAGAGAGCACAGUCCAUGAUGCAAGGUGGCAACAAAGCCCAGCAGAUGGCCGCCAUGCAAAAGAGAAUGGCGAGCAUGGGUCAAGGGCGAGGAGGAUUUCCUGGUGGAGGAGAUAUGGGCAAGAUGAUGCAGCUUCUCCAAGGAAUGGGUGGUGGUGGUGGUGCCGGAGGUGGUGGUGGCAUGGGCGGCAUGGAUCUGAAUGCCAUGAUGCAACAAUUUGGUAUGGGUGGGGGUCGAGGUCGUGGAAGAUGA